AAAUACCCCACACCCUCUUGUUACUGAACUACUGGAAUUAACACCGUACACUCAUUUAGUACUUUUGUGUUAUCAUAAUUUCCUAGUGAAAAUGGAGGCAAACCGAAAGCGUAGCAGAGGGUUCUUGAAAGGAAAAUUGGCACCUUUCUAUAAGGGACCAAAGCCUUCAUCAACUGUGCAUUAUACAACUACCAAUGUGAAGCCAAAUCAUUCUUCUCCUUCCCCUGCAUCAGUGGGAUUUGUGGUGCACCAUGACUAUGCAAUUGCACAGUCAAAUCCUAAGGUUUCGAUUGUUGUAGCAGACAAAAGGGGUGACUUGAUGAGCCAUUUGGAAGAGUUAUAUGGCGUGCCUGCUGAUGAAAGCGUGGACACCAAAGCUGGAAUUUAUAUAUCUAUGGUUCAAGAACGUUUAAUGCUUGAGCGAGUAAACACAGAACCGAAGAAGUUGCAAGAGAAGUGAUCAACCGUGUUGUUUUAGCUAAUAACGUGAUUAUAGCUGCAGGGGCUACCAUUCAAUAAAUAGUUCCAUAAUUUGUGUCAUAUUGAAACUCUUUGUGUAGAGAAUUAUGCCAUGCUGUUGUCUCUAAAUAUUAAAUGCUAUUAGUAUGUUUGGAUUAUAUUUUAACAUGGUUGACAAAAUCAUGGUUGUAGUGUUUGAACAUGUUGUGGUUGUGGGUUUCAAUUCAAUUUGAGUAGAAGUUGAAAAAAAAAAGUUGCUUUUCCGUUAAUCUAAACAUGAAGUUAUCAUUUUCUUGGUUGUAAGUUCUCCCAACACAGUGCUGAUAGAAAGAAGAUAGCUAGUGG
Gastrolobium bilobum is the source of this 804-nucleotide messenger RNA. RefSeq lists its product as uncharacterized. The record is from RefSeq and is a predicted model, not a curated record. Lineage: Eukaryota; Viridiplantae; Streptophyta; Magnoliopsida; Fabales; Fabaceae. The transcript has a single exon. The coding region runs from base 92 to 460 and encodes 122 amino acids.